Molecule: messenger RNA, 2506 nt
Organism: Musca vetustissima
Lineage: Eukaryota; Metazoa; Arthropoda; Insecta; Diptera; Muscidae
Exons: 8
Coding region: 5-2506 (833 amino acids)
Source: RefSeq, a predicted model, not a curated record
AAACAUGACAACGUCACAGACGGACAUAAACACAAAUUCAAACAGUUCGACGGCUGCCGCCGGCAUGGCCAACAAUAAUGCCGGUGGCAUGAACUGUGUUGACAAUGUCGGUGGUGUUGGUAGUGGUAACGGUGGUGGCGGCAACAGCACUGGUGGUGGAACCACCAACCUAUCAUCGAUGAAUAUCAAUAGCAAUGGAUCGGCCGUUGCCACCAACAGUGCUGUCAUCAGUGAAAUGGGAAAACGAAAAAAAUUGAAAUCUCGCAAUAGCACGACAUUACCAGCAUCGAUUUUGAAUAGCAGUAUUGGAAGUGGUGGUAGUGGUGGCUAUACAAAAGAUCAUUUGGAUGCUUGGCUGGAGACAUGCUUGAAAGAUGCCUCCGCUACCCAGCUGUCUUCAUCAUCGGAAUUUCUAGAUUAUAAUCCGACGGUAAAGACCAGCACAUCUAAUUCUGCAAAUAAUUUAAAUCAGAAGAAUCUCCUCUCGCAGCAGCAGCAACAAUCGCCAGUUUUCAAUAUGGCAAAUAUGGGCCAGCAGCAGCAACAACAACAAGCAAUGAAUUCACCACAACAACAACAAUUCGCCAUGCGAACAUCAUCAAAUCCCCUUAGCAAUAAUCUGCCAAAUAGUAGUAGUUAUAAUUUUCCAUUCAGUCAAGGGUUUCAGAGGCCCAUGCCGAACUUUAUGAAACCGUCCUCAAUGAAUGCCUUCAAUAAUCGUUAUUCGAUGAUAUAUCCAUCCAUGACGACCGGUGGUUAUUAUCCACAAAAUGAUGGUUCGCAGGACUUUGCCAGUCUACCGCCAAUGGUGAAUAUCAUGGGCGGCGGAAGUGGCGGUAAUUCAUCCGAACAUGAAAACAAUUCCACAGAUGUUUUAGAUGGCAGUGCCAGUAAUCCGAAUAUAAGUCGGGGUUUCAGAUUUAGCGACCCCUGUCUAUUGAAUCCUUCGGAUAACGAUUCGAAAAUGAGUGGUCAAAAUACGCCAGAUCGUCGUAAUAAUCUACCCAAUGAUAUGGAUCAAAAUAAUAAAUUCUUUAAUGUGUUGAUGGAACAAAUCCAAUUGCUGCACGAGACAAAUAGUAAAAUAUGCCGUGAUCUGCAUGAGGCCAAAGUUUGUAUUGAAGUUUUAAAGCACGCUCCCAAUUUGGGUAUGAGGCACCGUAGAGAUAGCAUAAGUGGAUUAAGUACCCAUAGUCAGCCGAUGGUGUUUGGCAGUGGAUUUGGAACCCAAAGUCCAGCGCCAUCAUAUCAUUCAGGUGCCUACACGCCCGGCAUAAUGACAGAUGUGGUACGUGAGGUCAAAGAGGCCGCCCGGGUACGUGAAGAUGCCCUCUUGAAUCGUGUCAAAGCUUUGGUAGAGGAACGCCAAUGGUCUAUGAAUGAAUCCAAUUUACGCAUGAUGAGAGAUAUUGAAGAGUUGAAGUCACAAGUUCAUCAUUUACGCUCGGAUCGCAAAGAAACCAAUAAACGUCUCAAUCACCUGGAGGCUGAAAAUAAAUACAUGCGUCAAAUGUUGGCUGCCCUCUAUCACAAUCGCAAUUCCGUACCCGAUAUCAUUUAUGAAAAUGAAACAUUACGUCCGCGUAAAUCAUUUCCCCAUACGAGGCGAAGUCAUCAACAAGCCAUAAAUUUACAUUAUGGCACAGUGCAACAACAAUCCCAGACAGGAACAUCUUCACUGGAUGAACAGGAAGAGGAGCCGUUACAUAUUGUGGAAACUCCCUCUACAACAUCGACGGCAGAUAUUGCUGCCCUUACAGGUCAACGUCCAGCUGAUAUGCGUCAUUCCUUUUCCAGUUCAGAUGGUGGUAGUAUUAAUGGUGGUGGUGGUGUCGGUGGAACUACAACAACCUCGACUAAAAUUUCCGGUCCCAUUAUGUCUCCACCCAAUUUUGCUUUAAUUUCCUCGGCCAGUGAUGAUGUGAAACGUAAAAAGGAAAAACCGGCCAAAAAGGCAUCAUCCGAUGAGUGCGAUACCGGUGACAUGUUGCCAACCAUUACCAAUGUAUCAUCGAAUCAGGAUUUACGCCGUGAAUUAAAUGAAGCUGUCAUUGCCCGUAAAGAAGCCGAUGAUCGUAUUAUAGCACUUGAGAAAUUGGUUAAAACUCUACAAGUAAAUGCAACUCAUCCCCCAUCCUCCAUGGCUAACAGUAAUAACCACCAUAAUACCACCACGAACUCCACCACAACCACAGAAAGUAAAACACAGCAAAAAUCGCCACAGCAACAGCAUCAUGUAGCUAAUGGUGAGGGUGGAAGUGUUCCUAAUAAAAGUAAAACUAAUAGUUCGGGAAUAACAACGGGUGCAGCUCCACAUAGUAAACCCACUAGACGUAGCACAACAGCAUCAACGGCUGCGGCCCAUAAAAGUAAAUGGUCAUCAUCGACGUCAACGACAACAACAACAGCACAUCAUCCCCAUACCUCUCAUCAUCAUCAGAGUGCCACAACAGUGCAUAGUUCACCGGUGAAAUUAAGUGUCGCUGGUCCCAUCACCGAUUUAUAG